Drosophila takahashii is the source of this 554-nucleotide messenger RNA. RefSeq lists its product as uncharacterized. Lineage: Eukaryota; Metazoa; Arthropoda; Insecta; Diptera; Drosophilidae. The record is from RefSeq and is a predicted model, not a curated record.
AUGGACGCAUAUAUGACGCAUAUUAGCUGCCCCACAUUUUUCCCAGAAGUUGUGAAAAAUGUUAGCUGCCAUUUGGGUGGAAACUCCAAGCAUUCUGGUUCUCCCUCAUCAUUCUCAGCGGAGUUCUCCCUGGCAGAAGAUGUUACUGACGUCAAAGGCAUUUACGUAUUUAGUCUAAAACACGGCCCAUCCAUAAUCAACUACACGGCCAUGGAAUUGGACUAUUGUGAGGUCUUGGAUUCUCUGCAAUCACAAUUUUUACUAAAGAUGAUUGCCGAUGAGUUGCGGCGCGUUGCAAAUUUUCCACUGCAAUGUCCAUUUAAAAAGAAUAAAAGGUAUUACAUUGAUCAUUUUACAAUCAACUCAAAGCUAAUACCCAGCUAUGCGCCAGAAUUGAACUGGAUUUCGGACUGCAAUAUAUUCGUUAAAAAACGCCGAGCCCUGCAAUUAACUAUCCAUGGUCGUGUAGCUCGUAGCCGAUUGGGUCGUUAGCAAAAUUUGUAUUUUUCAAAACAAAUUUCACUGAUAUUAGUGGCAUCCCCGUAAACGCUAAU